This is a messenger RNA of Malus domestica (apple), 571 nucleotides long. RefSeq lists its product as uncharacterized. The record is from RefSeq and is a predicted model, not a curated record. NCBI's taxonomy places the organism in Eukaryota, Viridiplantae, Streptophyta, Magnoliopsida, Rosales, Rosaceae.
CCAAUGUAUUACAGUAUUACUAUAGAAUUGGGACCGAAAGAGCCGAAGGCUGAAGCUUGAGCUGCAUACUUUUACCUGAACGAUGAGCGAGACUCGACCGGUGCCAAGGAGAGAGAGCCCAUGGGGGAGGCCGGAGGGUGAUCAUCGCGAACCGAAGGCCCACCGAUGCAAUGACCGGGCGGAGGACGUCAUCCAGGCUUGUUUUGAGGGAAACCCAUUUAAGACGGUUCCAGGGCCAUUUAAGCUCUUCUGGCAGUGCAUGCGAUCUAAACCCGGGGAGGAACCAACAGAGCCAUUUACAUAUUUGCAGCUGGAUCCCCCGACAAGAGAGGUGAAACUUGAGUGAAACCACCUUUGUUAUCGGAAUCAAUAUCGCUCUUAGGUUGGCGCAUUGUCUCAAAAUUUCCAGUUUUUGUUAUCUUUUCUCUUAAUAAUAUAAUGUUGAACCGCAACUAAGAUUACAGCUCCCAAUGCAGUUGAGUUCAGCAGCUUAUUUGAGUUUUAUUUGAACCAUCAACUUUAUGUCAUCUUUUCUUAUAAUAUAAGCAUUUGUGGUUGUUCGUUUCUGCAA